This is a messenger RNA of Pteronotus mesoamericanus, 1265 nucleotides long. RefSeq names its product membrane associated ring-CH-type finger 4 (gene MARCHF4). The record is from RefSeq and is a predicted model, not a curated record. Gene Ontology annotation, biological process: protein ubiquitination. Gene Ontology annotation, molecular function: ubiquitin-protein transferase activity; zinc ion binding. NCBI's taxonomy places the organism in Eukaryota, Metazoa, Chordata, Mammalia, Chiroptera, Mormoopidae. Bases 1 to 1236 code for a protein of 411 amino acids. Gene Ontology annotation, cellular component: trans-Golgi network; Golgi stack. The transcript has 4 exons.
AUGCUGAUGCCCCUGAGCAGGCUGCUCUGGUGGUGCUGCUGCUGCUACUGCUGUGCCUGGUACCGCUGUGGACUGUGCACCCCGGCUCCCCAGAUGUUGCGCCACCAGGGUCUCCUCAAGUGCCGCUGCCGCAUGCUCUUCAAUGACCUGAAGGUUUUCCUACUGCGGCGCCCCCCUCCAGCGCCCCUGCCCAUGCACGGCGACCCCCAGCCCCCCGGUUUGACAGCCAACAACAACACCCUUCCGGCUCUGGGUGCCGGAGGGUGGGCAGGCUGGAGGGGCCCUCGAGAAGGGGUGGGCAGGGAGACCCCUCCUCUGCCACCUCCACCAACUUUGCCACCUUCUGUGGAAGAUGACUGGGGUGGCCCAGCCACAGAGCCACCUGCCUCACUGCUCAGCAGUGCCUCCUCAGAUGACUUCUGUAAGGGGAAGGCUGAGGAUCGCUACUCACUGGGCAGCAGCCUGGACAGUGGCAUGAGGACCCCGCUGUGCCGCAUCUGCUUCCAGGGGCCGGAACAGGGGGAGCUACUGAGUCCAUGCCGCUGCGACGGCUCGGUCAAGUGUACCCACCAGCCUUGCCUCAUCAAGUGGAUCAGCGAGCGGGGCUGCUGGAGCUGUGAGCUGUGCUACUACAAGUACCACGUCAUCGCCAUAAGCACAAAGAAUCCUCUGCAGUGGCAGGCCAUCUCUCUGACAGUCAUUGAGAAGGUCCAGAUUGCAGCCGCCAUCCUGGGUUCCCUCUUCCUCAUCGCCAGCAUCUCGUGGCUCAUCUGGUCGACCUUCAGUCCCUCGGCAAAAUGGCAGCGCCAAGACCUCCUCUUCCAGAUUUGCUAUGGGAUGUAUGGAUUCAUGGAUGUAGUGUGCAUAGGUCUCAUCAUCCACGAGGGACCCUCUGUGUACCGCAUCUUUAAACGGUGGCAGGCUGUCAACCAGCAGUGGAAAGUGCUGAACUAUGACAAGACAAAAGACCUGGAGGAUCAAAAGUCAGGAGGCAGGACAAACCCCCGGACCUCCUCAUCCACCCAGGCCAAUGCCCUCUCCUCAGAAGAGGAGGCUGUGGACACCCCUGCCCUUGAGGAAGGCCCUGCCCGGGCAGCCAGCCAGCCCUCAGGCCCUCUGUCUGACCACCACUGUGCUUACACCAUCCUGCACAUCUUGAGUCACUUAAGACCUCAUGAGCAGCGGAACCCCCAGGGCAGCAGCCGAGAGCUCGUCAUGAGGGUCACAACAGUGUGAGAGGGAGACCUGGAAGUGAGGCCGUGACC